AUGGUGGAGUUUGCAAGUCAUGGAGAUCUAGCACUCUCUAACUGGAAGAAGUUUAUGGCAUCCAGACCACCUCUGUUCAUGUCUAUAUCUCCUUCUCCUCCACCCAUGUCCAUGUGUAUAUCUCUUCCUCGUGCUUAUAAGAAAACCUGCCACCUACUACAGGACUUUGAUGGAAAAAAGUUCAAAACCAUCAUUCCUCAUUCUGCUGGCAGAGAGUGUGUUGGAUUAACUUGUGGUUACUUGGUCUUGUUCGGGAAGGAAACCAAAGACUUGUGGCUUGUGAAUCCUAUCACAAGGCAUCAACUUCAUUUCCCUUGUGUCCCCUUUGAUUUUGAUGAUUUUCGAAAUUCAAAAGUCAGGGCUAUCUUGGUCUUUUCACCUUUAGUAUCCGGGUGGUUGCUGGUUAUUUCAGAGAGUUAUGCCAGGAAAAUAUGGUUUUCAAUAGCGGGCAAAGGAGAAUGGAAUCAUGUCUCCUUUUCCUCCAAAUUCUACAUCAUUGAUUCCCAUGUUUUUAAGGGGAAGAUAUAUACCCUAAUCGGCAGUGAAAAGCCAGGAGAUGAAUAUCAGUUAUUUGAAAUGAGACUCCAUCCACAUCCCAAAUUGACUUUGCUCGAAACAAAGAAUUUUCUGAAGCGAACAUAUCCUCCGAUGUUAGGAAGUUGGGGUGAAAACCUUUAUUUGAUGCACUACUUUUCCCCAGAUUUGUACUAUUUUCACGAACUAGAUUUUGGUAAAAUGAAAUGGGUGUGUAGUGAAAAGACAAGAAAGGAAUAUGCAUUCUUUUGUAACGUGGAGCAUGUUGUUGCUAUAAAACCAGAGUCAUGGGCUGAGACUAAGAACAGUUGGAAUGACCAGUUCAAUUAUGCAAAGAUGUGGUACUUCCCCAUGAUUGUUUGA
This is a messenger RNA of Lactuca virosa, 897 nucleotides long. Lineage: Eukaryota; Viridiplantae; Streptophyta; Magnoliopsida; Asterales; Asteraceae. The record is from the annotation of a GenBank genome assembly.